Molecule: messenger RNA, 2656 nt
Organism: Mandrillus leucophaeus (drill)
Lineage: Eukaryota; Metazoa; Chordata; Mammalia; Primates; Cercopithecidae
Gene: PFKP
Product: phosphofructokinase, platelet
Exons: 22
Coding region: 195-2435 (746 amino acids)
Biological process (GO): fructose 6-phosphate metabolic process; fructose 1,6-bisphosphate metabolic process; canonical glycolysis
Cellular component (GO): membrane; 6-phosphofructokinase complex; cytoplasm
Molecular function (GO): AMP binding; identical protein binding; 6-phosphofructokinase activity
Source: RefSeq, a predicted model, not a curated record
CCCCAGCGCCCCUGGGAAGUGCUCUGGCGUUAGCGUUCUAGUUAAAGGACCCCAGCAUCAGCGUUCCUCCUGCAGGGUUGGGUUCUCAGAGAAAGAAAAGGUGAUGCAGCAGACGCUGGGAUUGGAGAAAUUACGAGAGUGAAGUGGAAAGAGCCUGGCCAGCGUGACUUAAACCGGCCGGGAGAUGUGCGAGUAUGAACGCUGCCGUCCGUGCUGUGGUGCGCAUGGGCAUCUACGUGGGGGCCAAGGUGUACUUCAUCUAUGAGGGCUACCAGGGCAUGGUGGACGGAGGCGCGAACAUCGCGGAGGCCGACUGGGAGAGCGUCUCCAGCAUCCUGCAAGUGGGCGGGACGAUCAUUGGCAGUGCGCGGUGCCAGGCCUUCCGCACGCGGGAAGGCCGCCUGAAGGCCGCCUGCAACCUGCUGCAGCGCGGCAUCACCAACCUGUGUGUGAUCGGCGGGGACGGGAGCCUCACCGGGGCCAACCUCUUCCGGAAGGAGUGGAGCGGGCUGCUGGAGGAGCUGGCCAGGAAUGGCCAGAUCGAUAAGGAGGCCGUGCAGAAGUACGCCUACCUCAACGUGGUGGGCAUGGUGGGCUCCAUUGACAAUGAUUUCUGUGGCACCGACAUGACCAUCGGCACUGACUCCGCCCUGCAUAGGAUCAUCGAGGUCAUUGACGCCAUCAUGACCACGGCCCAGAGCCACCAGAGGACCUUCGUUCUGGAGGUGAUGGGACGACACUGUGGGUACCUGGCCCUGGUGAGUGCCUUGGCCUGCGGUGCGGACUGGGUGUUCCUUCCGGAGUCUCCGCCAGAGGAAGGCUGGGAGGAGCAGAUGUGUGUCAAACUCUCGGAGAACCGUGCCCGGAAAAAAAGACUGAAUAUUAUUAUUGUGGCUGAAGGAGCAAUUGAUACCCAAAAUAAACCCAUUACCUCUGAGAAAAUCAAAGAGCUCGUCGUCACGCAGCUGGGCUACGACACACGUGUGACCAUCCUCGGGCACGUGCAGAGAGGAGGGACCCCUUCGGCAUUCGACAGGAUCUUGGCCAGCCGCAUGGGGGUGGAGGCAGUCAUUGCCUUGCUAGAGGCCACCCCGGACACCCCAGCUUGCGUCGUGUCGCUGAACGGGAACCACGCCGUGCGCCUGCCACUGAUGGAGUGCGUGCAGAUGACUCAGGAUGUGCAGAAGGCGAUGGACGAGAGGAGAUUUCAAGAUGCGGUUCGGCUCCGAGGGAGGAGCUUUGCGGGCAACCUGAACACCUACAAGCGACUCGCCAUCAAGCUGCCGGAUGAUCAGAUCCCAAAGACCAAUUGCAACGUGGCUGUCAUCAACGUGGGGGCCCCCGCGGCCGGGAUGAACGCGGCCGUGCGCUCAGCUGUGCGCGUGGGCAUUGCCGACGGCCACAGGAUGCUCGCCAUCUACGAUGGCUUUGAUGGCUUCGCCAAGGGCCAGAUCAAAGAAAUCAGCUGGACAGAUGUCGGGGGCUGGACCGGCCAAGGAGGCUCCAUUCUUGGGACAAAACGCGUUCUCCCGGGAAAGUACCUGGAGGAGAUCGCCACGCAGAUGCGCGCGCACAGCAUCAACGCGCUACUGAUCAUCGGCGGGUUUGAGGCCUACCUGGGACUCCUGGAGCUGUCAGCCGCCCGGGAGAAGCACGAGGAGUUCUGUGUGCCCAUGGUCAUGGUUCCCGCUACUGUGUCCAACAAUGUGCCGGGUUCCGAUUUCAGCAUCGGGGCAGACACAGCCCUGAACACUAUCACCGACACCUGCGACCGCAUCAAGCAGUCUGCCAGCGGAACCAAGCGGCGCGUGUUCAUCAUCGAGACCAUGGGCGGCUACUGUGGCUACCUGGCCAACAUGGGGGGGCUCGCGGCCGGAGCCGAUGCCGCAUACAUUUUCGAAGAGCCCUUUGACAUCAGGGAUCUGCAGUCCAAUGUGGAGCACCUGACGGAGAAAAUGAAGACCACCAUCCAGAGGGGCCUUGUGCUCAGAAAUGAGAGCUGCAGUGAAAACUACACCACCGACUUCAUUUACCAGCUCUAUUCGGAAGAGGGCAAAGGCGUGUUUGACUGCAGGAAGAACGUGCUGGGCCACAUGCAGCAGGGUGGGGCACCCUCUCCAUUUGAUAGAAACUUUGGAACCAAAAUCUCUGCCAGAGCUAUGGAGUGGAUCACUGCGAAACUCAAGGAGGCCCGGGGCAGAGGAAAAAAAUUUACCACCGAUGAUUCCGUUUGCGUGCUGGGAAUAAGCAAAAGAAACGUUAUUUUUCAACCUGUGGCAGAGCUGAAGCAGCAAACGGAUUUUGAGCACAGGAUUCCCAAAGAACAGUGGUGGCUCAAGCUACGGCCCCUCAUGAAGAUCCUGGCCAAGUACAAGGCCAGCUACGACGUGUCGGACUCAGGCCAGCUAGAGCACGUGCAGCCCUGGAGCGUCUGACCCAGUCCUGCCUGCAUGUGCCUGCAACCUGGACUCACCGUGGACCAUCUGUUUUUGUAACACUUAAGUUAUUUAUCAGCACUUUAUGCAAGUAUUAUUGACAAUACCUAACCAGCAAGCACCUGUCACCGCCCGUGUGCCCCACCAGCUCCAGUGCGUGCCGUCUGUGGACUGUCUCAUGCUUUCAGAUGUGCGUAUUAAACGUUUGCCUACAACUCCAA